CCACCAAGUCAACCACGGCGUAUUAUCUUCCCACACGCUGCAGUCGAUGAAACAUUUUUGUGAGGGUCGCACUCUGCCAUUCUCAAUCUCUUCGUUCGUGGUUCAUUCUUUUCGUCCUCAACAGCCUCAAAUCGUCUCAUCGCCAACCGACAAAAUGACGAAGCCAGUUGUCAAGUCAUCCGUCCCAACCCAGGACCAGGUCCUCGUCCCCGAGACCCUGCUGAAGAAGAGAAAGAGCCAGGAGAAGGCCAGAGAGCAACGCAGCGCGGACCUCGAAAAGAAGAAGAAGGCCAACAAGGAGAAGCGCGGUGUCAUCUUCAAGCGUGCUGAGCAAUACGUGAAGGAGUACCGUGAUCAGGAGCGGGAAAAGAUCAGACUCGCCCGCCUGAGCAAGCAACAGGGCAACUUCUUCGUUGAUGAGCAACCCAAGCUUGUCUUCGUCAUGAGAAUCAAGGGUAUCAACAAGAUUGCGCCCAAGCCUCGCAAGAUCCUCCAACUUCUCCGUCUUAUUCAGAUCAACAAUGGCGUCUUCAUCAAGUUGACCAAGGCCACUCAAGAGAUGUUGACCAUUGUCAACCCAUACAUUGCCUACGGCUACCCCAACCUCAAGACCGUCCGAGAACUCAUCUACAAGCGUGGGUACGGAAAGAUCGACAAGCAGCGCAUCGCUCUGACCGACAACCAGCUUGUCGAAGACAACCUCGGCAAGUACGGCAUCGUCUGUGUGGAGGAUCUGAUCCACGAGAUCUUCACCGUUGGACCCAACUUCAAGCAGGCAAGCAACUUUCUGUGGCCAUUUAAGCUGUCCAACCCCAACGGCGGUUUCCGUGCCAGAAAGUUCAAGCACUUUAUCGAGGGUGGUGAUCUUGGUAACCGAGAGGAGAACAUCAAUGCUUUGAUCAGACAGAUGAACUAGAGGUGGUGAUACGACAAAAGUUGUUUCAUCUUGGUUCAGCAAGUUGUGGUUUUACGUACAGUGGGCAACUUUCGAGUGUCAUCACGCAUGGGAAUAGGCGCUAGUUGUGCUCUCGAUCAGUCGAAAAGAAUGAUUAUGACCAAACCAAUAUCAAAAAAGCAUCCUACCUGUCCCU
Molecule: messenger RNA, 1091 nt
Organism: Exophiala viscosa
Lineage: Eukaryota; Fungi; Ascomycota; Eurotiomycetes; Chaetothyriales; Herpotrichiellaceae
Product: 60S ribosomal protein L7
Exons: 4
Coding region: 47-916 (289 amino acids)
Biological process (GO): maturation of LSU-rRNA from tricistronic rRNA transcript (SSU-rRNA, 5.8S rRNA, LSU-rRNA)
Cellular component (GO): cytosolic large ribosomal subunit
Molecular function (GO): structural constituent of ribosome; RNA binding
Source: RefSeq, a predicted model, not a curated record